Molecule: messenger RNA, 1194 nt
Organism: Anisakis simplex (herring worm)
Lineage: Eukaryota; Metazoa; Nematoda; Chromadorea; Rhabditida; Anisakidae
Source: the annotation of a GenBank genome assembly
AUGCAGUGGUUAGAGGAGCUUGAGGCUGUUGGUUUUCAUCUGAAUCGUAUUGAUGAGCCGAAAAGACCGCUGAUCGAUAUUUGGGCUGAACCGAGUACGGUUCGAAAACAUGCCGAUGUGAUGGUGGCACCGGAAUUUUUGGACUCGGAUAUUGAUCGUCAAAAACGUGAAAUUCUAUUGGCUAAUAAAUAUCGUACAAAACGAAAUACGGAUAGAAGUAACGAAAAGGAAACAUCUGAAGAAGGAGAGCAUUCGAGCAAACGGAAUGAUCAAUCUAAUGCACGAAAACGGCGAAGUGAUGCGCAAGUGGCAGCAGGAGCAGAUUCUUUUAAUUUAUUGCAGUAUCAUCGAUACGACGAGAUUCUUCAAUAUAUGCACGAUUUGAGUGAGAAGUACCCGCAUUUAGUGAGUGAAUUCAACGUAACGAAGUCGUUCGAAGGACGUGAUCUGCGAGGCAUUAAAUUGGUGAAUGGUUACGGUCACGAUGAGGAGAUCACUAAAAUGGUGGACACAUUUGACUGGUACUUCGUACCAGUGGCAAAUCCAGACGGCUAUGAGUAUAGCAUGACGAUUGUUCUAGGCACAAGCGAAUUUAAGGAUCGAUUGUGGCGUAAGACGAGAUCACGGAAUACAACUGUGAAUAAAUGGUGUGUUGGUGUGGACGCGAAUCGUAAUUGGGGCUACAGAUGGGGAGAGGCAGGCGCGAAUCGAAGUCCGUGUUCGAACAUCUACCACGGCGCAGAGCCGUUCAGCGAGGUGGAGGUGUCCGGCAUACGCGACUUCACCACGUGGCAAAUCCCCGAACUGAAGAUUUACGUCAGUUUGCACAGCUAUGGUCAAGUCUUCCUCACACCCUGGGGAUAUACCAAGGAUAAACCCUUCAAUUAUUACGAUCAGAAGACAGCGGCAAGAUUGGCGGUUGAGGCUAUCAAAAAUAAAACCGGUGCAGCUUAUACGUAUGGCACUAUUUCUGAGUUGAUGUAUCCAGCAUCAGGUACGAGCAUAGAUUAUAUGCAGAGUAAGGGUGUUCCAUAUAUCUAUGGGAUUGAACUGAGACCCGAGGAUGUGGACAAUAAUUUUGGUUUUACAAUUCCGGCCAAAUACAUUGAGCCAACGGGUGAGGAGAUGUUGUCGGCGUUUUUGACGAUGACGCGUUACGCGACAAGCGUUCAAACGACAUAUACAUACGUCUAG